CCAGUCUGUCUCUAUUUGUGUGUGAACUUCAUCCUCCGCCGUGCUCUGUGUAAUCGCAUAUUCCGGUGACCUUUCAACCCUAAAAUCUCCUCAAUAUCCAACCGCAUUCUCACUCGAUUGUUUCUCAACUUUCGUCCUCAUCGAUUAUCGAUCACAGAUUUUUGUUUUGUUUUUCUUCUUUCUCGUUUUGAUUUUGUUUUCUUAUACCGGUCAUCACUUGUGAACUUGAAACCCUAAUUUAUUCCAGAAGAAGUUGGAAAUUUUGAAGUUUGUUUAUUUUGAUCCAAACGAACCCUAAUAUUUGAUGGCCGCUAUGAAUUUUCAAUCCGACGAUAGCGGCGGCGGCGUCAUUAAAAGCCCUAGGUCUCCGGGACAUUCACAAACGGUUUCAUCUCCGUGGAGUUCGAUUGUACAGGGUUCUCCGGUUAUUGUAUCGGAUGCUGUUUCCGCGGCUCCGGUUUCUGUUGCUCCAGCACCCACGUUUUCAUCUUCUGUUGAGGAGCAAAUAGGUAACUUUACCUCAGAUUGGUGUCCGCCUACAACGGUGCCGGAGAUAGCAAGCUCACCGGAUGAUUCUGGCACUGAUGGGCAGGGUUCUGACAGUGGUGGUGUUGGCAGCAGCAGUGCAUCUAAGAAACCCGUGUGGAAUAAACCGAACGGUGUCGUUGAGGUUGUGAGUCCUGUAAUGGGUGCAGUUUCUUGGCCUGCUCUCGGAGAGUCUACUAAGGCUUCCCCAAAAUCUUCCUCGUCGGAUUCCUUAAAAGCUCUUGCAGAUGGACCAUUGCCGCCUGCGUUACAGGUGGUGACUGGAAAUUCAUCUCCUUCAUCUCAUAAACAGGCAAGUGAUAGUAACUUGCAUCCUACAUCAACCCCAAACCAUGUAGCACCUGCCAGGCAGAGAUCUAUGAAGCGAGGUGGGAGUUUUAAUUCAAAUCUAUCAGUUAAUGGAGGGGCUACUCACAUGUCAUCAACAAGCCACGAUUUGGUAGUGGAAAGUCCCCAUAAUACAUCUCUAAAACCUGGUACUGCUGCUGCAGAAUCUUCUCCCAGAGACCAAACACACAUUGAAUCACAAAGAGGAGGUUUUGGGGCACAAUCACAUAAUGGUAAUGAUCACCAACAUCAAAGACAUUCAUAUAGAAGGGGCAGUGGUGGGCAACAUACACGUGUAGAUGGUUCUUACCAUCACAACUAUGGUGGUAAGCGGGAUCAAGAUCGUGGGAAUCACGAAUGGAACCAGCAUAGUAGAAGUUUUAACAGCAGAGAUACCCACUUGCAGCCACAGAGAGGUUACCCUAGGGGGGGUUAUAUACGGCCCUCUGUUCAUGCUUCCACCCCAUUUAUUCCUCCACCAAUGCCUCUGCCAGUGCGGUCUUUUGGCAACAACAUGAUCUAUCCCGAUAUGCCAUCUCCGUUGUUCUAUGUUCAAGGUCCACCACCUCCACCUGAGUCCCUCAGAGGUAUGCCUCUCGUUGCACCAAUUCCACCUCCCAUGUACUUUGCUGUACCAGAUCCCAUGUUGCAUGCUAGGAUAGUAAGCCAAAUUGAUUACUAUUUCAGCAACGAGAAUUUAGUUAAAGAUACAUACUUGCGGAAAAACAUGGAUGAACAUGGUUGGGUUCCUGUAAGCUUAAUAGCAGGCUUCAAGAAAGUUUUGUAUCUGACAGAUAAUGUUCAGCUAAUACUAGAUGCUAUGGGAGCUUCAACUAUUGUGGAAGUGCAGGGUGACAAAAUAAGAAGACGAAAUGAUUGGAUGAGAUGGCUAAUGCACCCGCCUGCUCAAUACUCGAACCUGUCGAGCCCUCAGGCUGUUGGGAGGUCGCCUAAUCAAGAUGUAUUGGCAUCACAGCUUCAGGGUGUUACACUGGAUGAGACGGCCUCAACAAAUCAGGAUUCUGUCGACACUUUUUUUGGUCGGUCGUCUUCAGGGGAAUUCCAGUUGCAACAAGCCGGAGGGGAGGAGAUUGGCCACGUGGGUGGUCAACAACAAGCAGGUCCGGAACGAGCAACAUUGGCUUGAAGCUUACAUGAGACUAAUCAUAUGGCAGAGACGGGUAGACUAAAAAGCAAUGUUUUUUAGAAGAUGCGGGCUAUCCUGGAUAUCCAUCAAGAUUUACCGGUAGAUAGAGAAAUGGUGUUUUCAGAAGCACAUGGAUAGACAAAGGUAAACAUUAAAUGAAAAACCAAAAUAGAAAAAAAAAACCAAAAAAUCAAAAAAAAAAAAAAAAGAUUACAAAUUUGAAAAAGCAAAAAAAAAGAGGAAAAAAGACUUGAAUAAAAAAAGAAAGUGAAAAGGAUAGAAUAUUACGACUUUUCCAAUUGUUAAGUCUUGGCUUGUUGGAUAAGAUGAUUUAUUUUUGGA
This is a messenger RNA of Cynara cardunculus var. scolymus (artichoke), 2362 nucleotides long. Its product is annotated as la-related protein 1C-like. The record is from RefSeq and is a predicted model, not a curated record. Lineage: Eukaryota; Viridiplantae; Streptophyta; Magnoliopsida; Asterales; Asteraceae. The transcript has 6 exons. The coding region runs from base 305 to 2020 and encodes 571 amino acids. Gene Ontology annotation, molecular function: RNA binding.